AUGGUUCGCAGCACUCGAGGCAGCAUCGCCUUGGCGAAGGAUCUUGACGAACCUUCUGCAUCAGGACGCUCAACCAGAGCCAGCUCCCGCAGUGGCCGACCCAGUAUCGUCAGCCUGCCAGACACUACCGCACUGGAGAAGCGACCUAGAGGACGACCUAGUCGUACUUCGACAACUGCGCCCAGCGCAGACUCACUCUCUUCUGUUGCGACUCCCUCAAACUACUCGUCCGCCAGCGAGUACUCGACUCCCCUAACCAGCCACGUCACUACACCAGCACCGUCUAUUCAGGCAGACAAGAUCAACCAGUCUGGUAGAUCUACCCGAUCCCGUGGUAACAAGAUCGAAGUUCUUAUUCGAUCUUCCUCCAAAGCUACCACCUCCAAAAUGGAGAUGUCCGAAGCAGCCCAAGAGAAGGCAGCACGCAACAGCAUGUACUCGCUCAAGCCUGCUGCAAAGCGCAAGCGUGAUGUGAUUGAUGACAGUGAUGAUGAUGUCUACUCAGAUGCGUCUCCUGACGCAAAACUUGCCCGUCAGCUGCAAGCUGAGGAAGACCGAAGAGGCAAGAUUUCUCUAAUGUCUGACGACGACGAUGAUGAGUUUCAGCUUCUUAAUAGCAGCACUACUGUUGCUGCCAAAUCUACCAGCCUGAAAGGCAAGGGCAAAGCCAAGGCUGUGCCUUCUCGUCGCACAUCUACCAGAGUCAGCAGUGUGAAGAAGAUGGUUCUCGACGACUCUGAUGGAGAUUUCCUGGACGAGACGCUGGAUGAACCAGAAUUCAUCAAGCCUGCCAUGAAGAAGAGUGCUAAGGGCACUGUUCCAAAGCGUAAGAAGCCUGAGCUGCCUGCUGCACGUACCAAUCCAGAUUCUUCAGACGAUGAGCCAGUUCCUGUUAAGAGAGGACGCGGCAGACCUAAGAAGUCUUCCGCUGCUGCAGCAUCAACUUCCACAUCACUUCCUACAACACCUGGUGCUGACCCUGCCACUAGCGAGGGCGAGUCAUCUGCUGCCUUCUCGAUGUUGUCGUCUGUCCCUACUGAUGACGACGAUGACGAUGAUGACGAUGAUGAUGAUGGUGUUGACGCUGCUCCAUCCCGAUCUGCUAUUCGUUCUGUGACCAACUCGCGUCGUGCGUACAGAGCAUAUGCCAGCAAGAAGCGACAGAAAAAGGAUCGUACCCGCCUAGAGGAGCAUCACCCCAUUCUCAAGACCAUGUGGGAUGAUCUCAAGGCCAUGCCUGUGCUCAAGGCUGGCAAGGCGGAGCAGCCAGUCUCCAUUUCUCGCCAACUCAAGCCAUUCCAACUCGAAGGGCUGGCUUGGAUGAGGGCCAUGGAGCAGACCGAGUGGAGAGGUGGUCUGCUGGGUGAUGAGAUGGGACUGGGCAAGACAAUCCAGGCCGUCUCACUUAUCAUGUCCGACUGGCCGGCCAAGCAACCGUCCCUCGUCCUCGUUCCACCCGUGGCUUUGAUGCAAUGGGUGUCUGAGAUUGACUCGUACACCGAUGGAACUUUGAAGACUUUGGUCUUCCACGGCACGAACUCCAAGUCCAAGAACUUGACCCCCAAAGAUAUCAAGAAGUACGAUGUGAUCAUCAUGUCCUAUAACAGCUUGGAGUCCAUGUACCGCCACCAAGAGAAGGGCUUCAGCAGGAAGGACGGCAUUCACAAGCAGAAGAGUAUCAUUCAUCAGACACAAUUCCACCGAGUUAUCCUCGAUGAGGCUCAUAGCAUCAAGACUCGAAGCACCAUGACUGCGAAGGCUUGUUUCGCGCUGAAGGUCAACUACCGUUGGUGUCUGACUGGAACUCCACUGCAGAAUAGAAUCGGAGAGUUUUUCUCAUUGAUUCGUUUCCUGAACAUUCGUCCAUUUUCCUGCUAUUUGUGCAAGGAAUGCCCUUGCAGCGCCAUGGAGUGGACUAUGGAUGAGGAUAACAAGUGCAAGUCUUGCAAGCAUAAUGGCAUGCGGCACGUUUCUGUCUUCAAUCAGGAGCUACUCAACCCCAUUCAGAAGUACGGCAACCAGGGUCCUGGCGCAGAAGCUUUUAAGAAGCUCCGCCUUAUGACUGAUCGCAUCAUGCUACGCCGGCUCAAGAAGGAUCACACCAAUUCCAUGGAGCUACCUGUCAAGGAGAUUUAUGUUGAUCGUCAGUUCUUCGGCGAGGAAGAGAAUGAUUUUGCGAACAGCAUUAUGACGAAUGGUCAACGAAAGUUCGACACAUAUGUCGCACAAGGUGUUCUGCUCAACAACUACGCAAAUAUCUUUGGUCUGAUCAUGCAGAUGCGCCAAGUCGCAGACCAUCCUGAUCUUAUCCUGAAGAAGAACAGCGAAGGCGGUCAGAACAUCAUUGUUUGCUGCAUCUGCGACGAGCCUGCGGAAGAAGCCAUUCGAUCUAGGUGCAAGCAUGACUUCUGCCGAUCUUGUGCAAAGAGUUAUCUCCACUCUCAGGAGCAGCCAGACUGUCCACAUUGUCAUAUUCCCCUUUCGAUCGACCUGGAGCAGCCUGAGAUCGAGCAAGAUGAGGCUUUGGUCAAGAAGUCAUCUAUCAUCAACCGAAUCAAGAUGGAGAACUGGACGUCGUCCUCGAAGAUCGAGCUGCUCGUCCACGAGCUUCAUAGACUUCGCUCAGAUAACGCAUCGCACAAGUCCAUCAUCUUCUCUCAGUUCACCACAAUGUUGCAGCUCAUUGAGUGGCGUCUUCGUCGUGCUGGCAUCACUACUGUCAUGCUUGAUGGUAGCAUGACACCAGCCCAGAGGGCCGCAUCCAUUGAUCAUUUCAUGAAGAACACAGAAGUGGAGUGUUUCCUGGUGUCUCUCAAGGCAGGUGGUGUCGCUUUGAAUCUCACAGAAGCUUCACGAGUGUUCAUCGUCGACCCGUAA
Messenger RNA from Phaeoacremonium minimum UCRPA7, 2877 nucleotides. RefSeq names its product putative dna repair protein rad16 protein. NCBI's taxonomy places the organism in Eukaryota, Fungi, Ascomycota, Sordariomycetes, Togniniales, Togniniaceae. The record is from RefSeq and is a predicted model, not a curated record. The transcript is spliced from 3 exons. The coding region runs from base 1 to 2877 and encodes 958 amino acids. Gene Ontology annotation, molecular function: ATP-dependent chromatin remodeler activity; DNA binding; ATP binding.